AAAACCCUACACCACAACAAGAUACAAAAAAUGUUCUCCACAUCAUUUGCCUUGCCAAGAUCGAACAAGAAUACUUGGAAGAUGAUGAUGAAUACAAAGUCUUCCUGUCAACAACAGCAGAAACAAUAUAAAAGUUCAAUGAUGAUGGUUGUGGUCAGCAUGAUGAUUGUUGCAACAACUUUUGUAUUAUUGGUUGGAGGAGUAAAUUCAAGUAAUACACCUUCAUCAACAUUACCUUCAUCGAUGAAGAUUUGGAUAUAUUUUAAUAAUAAGGGAAUUGAUGAGAAGAAUUCACGAUCGUCUUUGCAUCUUCCUUCGAUCAUUGAUGGAAGAAUAACAAAACUUAAAAGUUUAGCUUCGGAAAGCUUGGAAAAACACUUUCCUACAAGUGUUCCAAUCAGCGAGAAGGCACUUGCAAGAAGACGUAAAGUUGUUCAAGAAUCAAUUUCCUUGAAGAGAGAUGUUAGUGGUGAGGAAUUAUCACUCUAUUCAAUUCAUGAUGUUCCUAUUGUAGAAGAAUACGUACAAAAGAUUGUAAAUAUGUUAAGACAAGAUCAAAAAAUUGGAGCACGUAGUAAUUGGUUGAAUGCCAUUACAGUUUCUGAUGUAACACAAGAACAAAUUGAAAAGAUUCAAAAAUUAGCAUUUGUAGAUAGAAUUGAAAGAGUUGCCACUUUCAAAAGAUCAAACUUAGAGGAAAGAAAUCAAAAGGUUGUUAAUACAAGACAUGUAGCUGAUGAUUCUAGUUAUGGAGUGGCUUUCAACCAAUUAAAUCAAGUGAAUGUUGUGGCUACAAGAAAUAUGUAUCCUGAACUAAAUGGAACUGGUAUCACAAUUCUUGUUUGUGACAGUGGAUUCCACCUUCAACACAAAGCACUCAAAUCAAUUCAUAUUACUGGACAAUAUGACUUUGUAAAUAAGGACACUAAUACUGAUAACGAAAGUGGAGAAGCAGCUACAACUUCUAAUCAUGGUACACAAUGUUUAUCUGCUAUUGCUGGUUAUGAUCUUGGUAAUUUUAUGGGACCUGCUCCAGGCGCUUCAGUAUUAUUAGCUAAAACUGAAGAUGUCAGAACUGAAACACAAGUAGAAGAGGAUAAUUUUAUUGAAGCUAUUGAAUGGGGAGAAAGAUUGGGAGCAGAUAUUGUUAGUGCCUCACUUGGAUAUACUGAUUGGUAUUCACAUUCAAAGAAGGAAUUUAAUGGUGUCACUUCACCACUCACUAGAGUUGUCAAUAUUGCUUCUCGUUACAAGGGAUUAAUUAUGGUGCUAGCUGCUGGAAAUGAAGGUGCAGGUGGAAGUAAUACUAUCGGAACUCCUUCGGAUGGAUUUGAUGUUAUCUCAGUUGGAUCAGUGGAUGUUAAUGGAAAAAUUUCAUACUUUUCAAGUAGAGGACCUUCCGAUGAUGGAAGAACAAAACCUGAAGUUAGUGCAAGAGGUAGCUCAACAUACUUGGUUUCUCCAAAUACAGAUAGUGACUAUUUAACAAGUUCUGGAACAAGUUUUGCCACUCCAAUUGUUGCUGGUUGUGUUGCAUUAAUUCUUCAGAAAAAUCCAACCUGGACUCCAUAUCAAAUGAGAAAAGCAGUCAUGAUGACAGCAUCCAAAAAUACUGAACCAGGUAAUGAUUUAGGUUGGGGUAUUGUCAAUACUCUUGAUGCUAUGCGAUAUAUUCAAUCUAAUUCUUCAUUUGAAUCAACAUUCAAUGAUUCACCAACUUCUUGCCCAGCUACUACAAAUUUAGGACCUGUUUAUAAUAGUGAAUGUGGUUGGAAAGCCAAUAGGGGUGUAUGCUUUAACGGAGAAUGUAGAUGUUAUCUUUCCUCAACUUCAUCAUGUGACAUUCCAUCAUCAGCUUCUUCCAUCACUCUCAAAUGUGGACUUCAUAAUUGUAAGAGUGGUAUUUGCUCUAAGGAUGAAUGUCAAUGUUUCUAUGGUUGGGCUGGUAUUGAUUGUAGUACUCAAGGAAAUUUAUCUAAUACUUUGAGUGUUAGUAUUUAUGGACUGAUGUUCAUUGUUUUACUGCUUACUUUAUUGUAAAUUUUGUGAUAUUUUAAAUUAUUGAAAUCAAAUAUUGAAAACAAUCGUCAAAAUAAAUUAACUGUUUUGGUGUUUUUGUGUU
Naegleria gruberi is the source of this 2122-nucleotide messenger RNA. RefSeq names its product subtilisin-like serine protease. Gene Ontology annotation, biological process: proteolysis. The transcript has a single exon. The record is from RefSeq and is a predicted model, not a curated record. NCBI's taxonomy places the organism in Eukaryota, Heterolobosea, Eutetramitea, Acrasida, Naegleriidae. Gene Ontology annotation, molecular function: serine-type endopeptidase activity; tripeptidyl-peptidase activity. The coding region runs from base 31 to 2040 and encodes 669 amino acids. Gene Ontology annotation, cellular component: cytosol.